This is a messenger RNA of Peronospora belbahrii, 3795 nucleotides long. Lineage: Eukaryota; Oomycota; Peronosporomycetes; Peronosporales; Peronosporaceae. The record is from the annotation of a GenBank genome assembly.
AUGACUCGUUUUUGGAAAUUUAAGAUUCAUUUGACCCCAAAAGAACCCAAAGUAGGACCACUUGAUACAAAUUGUUGUGUCUCGGCAUUGGAAUUUAGUCCAGAAGGUGAUUGGCUUGCGGCAUUAUCACAGAAAAAGACGGAAUUAUACUUGAUUCCAGUAUUGACUUUAAUUGCCAAUCAACGUCGUGCUAUGCUAGCUGCUUCGUCCAAUCAAACAUCAUCCUAUUAUCCUGAAGUCCUGAAUGUAUCUCAAGCAGUCAUGACGAUUCCAAUGGCGUCCUAUCUUCGUGUAACAAAUGAAUAUGGAGGACUUCAUGGAGCACGAUAUCAUUCACAAGUUACUGGAGAUGAAGAACAAAUGAGUUUAUUAGAAUUUGCACCAGGUUUGGGUGAAAUUACGUGUCUUCGAUGGUGGCGAUCGUUUCAUGGCAAGAAUUAUUGUCUAGUUGGAAGUACCGAGAGUUUAAUUUCCAUUGUCAAUGUCGAAGAAAAUGCAGAAGAAUGUCGAUGUGAAUUGAUGAAUGCUGGAAAAAUUAUCAGUAUUGAAUUGUUACAAGAGAAAUUUAAAAAAGAACGCAGGACGUCCAUGUUAGUCAAGACGAAAAUGAAUUGUGAGGACAAACAAACAGGAAAAAAGAAUUGUGUCAAGUAUUAUCGUGUCGUCUUGGAGAAAAAAGGUCCUGUGGGAGUGUAUGGACCAUUAUCUAAGAAAGGAAAAAAGAGUGACGACGAGCAAAAGGUGGAGGACGAGAAGGACAAGGACGAGGCAACACGUACAGCGUCGACAUUAAAGAUUGCGACAACCACGGGUGGAUUAUCAUCUUCAGGUGAGACAAAAUUUACCACGGCUAAUAUUGGAAGUGGAUUAUCAAGCUCGAUCAGUCAUGUAAAAGUGCCCAAGUUUGUUGUCAAGACGUUCCCGCAGCAUUUCCUCCAAGAUCUUGAUUUUCGUCCACAACGCAUUAAGAAGAAUUCACCACACGUGUGUUUGUAUCCUAUUAACGGUGUUCUGAGCUCUGAAUCAUCGCUAGCGCUGUAUGAUUGCAAAAAGAAAACAGUCAGUCUUUAUUCCAACUUUCACUGGAGACUGAAGGGCGAGUAUGAGAUUCCUGACCUCUUGCCUUUGUCUUCCGACGACACCGACGAGCAAGAUCCGGCUCAAAGCAGCGGACUUGAUAGUGGGCAACAGGAAGAAGGGACAAAACUAGAUUUAGGUGAAGGAAAAGAUGAAGUUGUCGAUGUGGACAUGACUUACUGUUCGACCGAUCUGAUGCUGCUUCAAGGUCGUUUGUCAAAGUCUAACAAGACAGUUUCGAUGUGGGUUUCUCUUCCGUCCAACCAGGGGAUGGACGAAGACGUCGCCAGAGCACAUAUUGUGCACUAUCUUUCGUUGCAUGGGAAUGAAAAAGUCGAACGCGUGGUACAAAGCACGGCUCGAAGUCGUGGAGGUCUGCAUCGUGGUGGUAGUCAGACAGGCGAAGCUGAGAUCAUUUAUAUCCUCCAAACAAAGCACCACGUGUAUGAGUGCCGACCGCAAUGGUCUCGAUUAGCACUUUUCAAGGCGCUGUGUGCGCAAAGCAUAGCGCUUCGGGAUGCGUUGUCCAUUGGUUAUGCGCUCGGUAUUGAUAUGGCUUCUCUCUGUGAGGUUGUUGCAAACACCUUGUACACCAGUGUAAUUGACGGUAGUGCAAGUGCAAACGGACAACUUGUGCAGUGGGUGCGCGAUCUCUUUGAAGUAUCACGUGUCAUGCCAUCUAGUGCAGUCGAACAGCUGACUAGAAUGGGUGGUGUGCAGAGCGCUAUUGACUAUGCUGAGCACGUGCUUUCCAAGCCUGCAAUAUACGACAAAACAGAACGAGGACGUGUCGCUCUCAUGCUGGUAGAUCUGGCGCUUCAACAGCAACUUCAAAAAAGCACAUCAUUGAGUAUUGAAGCAGGACAAGAAUUUUGUACGCAAGAGUGGCAAGAUGAAGAAAAGGAGGCGUGGCUUGUAAACUUUUUGGAGACCAACUGUGAUUAUAUGACCGCAGAUAUUGUAGAUCUCUGUCUAUCGCAGCAUAACGUUGAUAAGGCUAUCCUUGUUGCAGCUCGACGGGACGAAGUGCCGCAGGUUCUUGAGAAGAUUGUUGACAAGGGUCUGGCCUCUUUUGUAUCCGAGCAAAUGUUGCGCUCUCUACUUGAAUCGGGUCAUGCUGCUGCCUUUACAUUUCCACCAUGUCGCUUGAUUCUGCGGUCAUUUCCAAUCGAGAUUCAAGCAGAAGUUUUGUUGGCGUACCCACCAGCUAUUCUUCAGCAUCGAGGAUGGCUGGAACGAAAUAUGCCUUUAAUCUCUUUAAAGCUUUGCCGUGAGCUUGCUGCUAAGAUUGAUCCUAUGCAGUCGGAAAACAAUGGAUGCAUAGUGGAAGAAUACUUGACAGAGAAGUAUUCUGAUGUUUCUAUGUCUGAGUUCAUUCGAGUAUCUCCAGAAGAGCAAGUUGAGCUCUACCUGACAUUGCUGCUCCGAUUGAAUUGGAAUGUUGAUAUCCCACAACGCGAAGUAAGGAGUAGUCAUGGCGAAAGUGAUGAUGCGUACUCGCAAGGUAAGCUGGAGAUGCUCAUGAAGGACUUGGCUGCCCGAUAUCGCUCACCUAUCAUGGUGGCUCGUUGUGUGGAUUACGAGAACUGGACCGCAGCUGCCUGUAUUUAUGAAGCGCACGGUGAGUUGGUAGAAGCGCUCGAGUGUCGGCUGCAUUCGCACAAUGCCCACAAUAUGCUUCCGCAUUUGACAUCAACCGGGGGGACCAUAGACGAUAGUACUCACUUUGACGAUUCGAUUGGCAGUGCCGUAUCGGAUCGAUCCAAAUUCCAUAGGCAAAUGCGCGAGGAACUGUUGGGGUUGCUGACAUCGCUAGUCGUUAGAAGUCACAGCUCGGAAGUCAUCUCGGAGCAGGUUCGCGCUGCUAUUCUUGCACGUAUUUUGGUCAAAUGGUUUGACUACGGGUUAGAACGCACAGAGCUGGAAGAUUUUCUUAUUGACCCCAAUGUAUUCGCACACGUAUCCUCUCUGAUGGCACAGAUCUUUUUUUUCGAGGUCGCACAGUCCAUUCUAGGACCCGACUUGGUCGAACUAGACUGCUGUCAAGGCUUUGAUGACCGGGACAAGGAAUGGGUGCUGAAGUGCCAGCAUCUUCCAUACUCGGGGCAAUUCCUCUUCCAAGUGUGCGUAUAUUUUUUGGAGACAAAUCACUACAGUCCAGAGAUGCUGGACUCCAGUUCACGAUCACCGAUGCUCAAGCUGCUGGAUGUUGUGAAAAACAAUGCCAUUGAAAAUGAUCUGUCGCACGGUGUGGUCGCGAUCGCUCCCCAUUCAGCGCAGGCACUUGGAAAAACGGAUCCACUAGAAACUCACGUGAAAGCAUUCACAUGCGGUCACCUCUUUCCAAAGCGCGUGUUUGAAGAAGAGGUGGUGUCGGAGUUUGAAAAGCGCAUGAACGCGCUACCAAUGCCUUUGUUUGCGACGAAACAGGCUUUCACGCGUGAGUUUAAGCGUGGCACAAGUGAGACGCCAUGCCCAGUGUGCAGUUAUAACAAAAUUAGUCAGCUCGUGCUCCAGCAGCACAAGACGACACAGCGGGAGAAGCGUGUGCAUGGACAAAAAGAUAGACCUGGCAUAAACGGUGUGUCACCGUUGCAAGGAAAGAACACUCGUCAGCAAUUGCCCUACUACUUCCUUCAUCGAGAAACAAGCGAGAGUCUAGGAUUUUUAGCUGAAAUUCAGACUUCGAAGCCCGUUAAGCAUGAAGCGUGGGAAUAA